AUGCCAAAUUAUAAUCAGUAUUAUGCUAGUAGACCCACCAUCCAGAUCAAGCGCCUGGCGGUACGGUACCAAAGGGAUCAUGGUGGAAAAUGCGGCAUUUGUGGCGACCGAGUUGGCGGACCCCUCGAAAACGAGCUGCCAAAUGGACAAUAUGCCAAAAACUUGGUCAUUACACGCAAAUACAAAGUGGAUCAAACUAUAGAGGUCAAGGUGGAAUUGACAGCAAACCACGCUGGUCACUUUCAAUUUAAACUAUGUCCGGCCACCAGCAAACAGCACGAGGUCAGUCAGGACUGUCUGGACAAACAUACACUACUUAUGGCCGAUGGCGGGUCCGACAGGUAUACUGUGCCGUCAGAAAAGCCCCGGAUAUACACCAUUGGCUUACGUUUGCCGUCUGGUGUCCGCUGCGAUCGGUGUUGGACGUAUACCGCGGGUAAUGAUUGGAUGCAGUGUCCGGACGGGUCCCACGCCGUCGGGUGCGGAGUUCAGGAGACUUUUCGCGGCUGCGCUGAUAUUGCUAUCAAUUAA
Molecule: messenger RNA, 531 nt
Organism: Medioppia subpectinata
Lineage: Eukaryota; Metazoa; Arthropoda; Arachnida; Sarcoptiformes; Oppiidae
Source: the annotation of a GenBank genome assembly